Molecule: messenger RNA, 4042 nt
Organism: Colius striatus (speckled mousebird)
Lineage: Eukaryota; Metazoa; Chordata; Aves; Coliiformes; Coliidae
Gene: PECAM1
Product: platelet and endothelial cell adhesion molecule 1
Exons: 17
Coding region: 270-2453 (727 amino acids)
Biological process (GO): cell surface receptor signaling pathway
Molecular function (GO): transmembrane signaling receptor activity
Source: RefSeq, a predicted model, not a curated record
CUUCCUGAACAGUAAUCUGGCUGUGAGUUGCAGAUAGAUUCUCAUUGUUUGCCAUUUCCAGUUUCCAGUAAUGGGAACGAUUACUUGAUGUAGCCAGUUUCUGUUGAAGACCUGGGAAAAAUUACAAGUUUUAAUGGCAAAAUUUUAUCUAUUUUCAUAAAACAACAGGAAAAAAACCCCCAUAGCCUGUUUUUGGUACCUGGAGGCAUCACUUCUGAUGAUGAAUAUUGUUUGUUUUUGGAAUUAAGUGUCUGUUCUUCAGGAACGAGAUGUAUCUUGCUCUUCUGGUGAUUUUCUUGCAGUGUUCAGAACUUUACACUGAGGACAGAGUUUUUACUUUCAACACAGUUGAAAUCAAGGUUCAGCCAUCUGUCAAAGUACAGAAUGGAGCUCCUGUGUCAAUUAUCUGCCAUGCUGAUAUUAGCAAAAGUACUGAUUUCCAGAUGAAGCAUAACUUUACAAUUUUUAAGGAUGGCAAGCUUGUGUUCAUGACCGUGUCAGACAGAGGAGAUGCACAAUAUGACAUACCUAUGGCUAGAUCUUCAGAUACAGGAGACUACGAAUGUACCGUGGAAGCAGGUGGAAAGACAAAGUCUAGUAGCUCCGUACAUGUUUGGGUAACAGGAAUGACCAAGCCAAUCCUGACUGCUGAGAAAAAAGAAGUUUUAGAGGGUGAAGUUGUGAAAUUACGCUGUGAGCUGCCAGAAGAAGUACCUCCUUUGCAUUUCAUUUUUCGGAAGAUAAAGAUGAAUUCCACACCGAAGGAGAAACCUGUGUUCGAAGCAUACAGGAAUUAUUCUGUAGUGGAAUUUUCUGUUGAAGAGGGAGAUAAUAUUUUGCAAUUUGAUUGCUUUGCUAAGAGAAAUGUAAAACUCGAAUUUGACAGCUCAGAAUACAGCAACAAAACACUUGUUACUGUCAGGGAACCUUUUAUAAAGCCUACUCUGAAAGCCAAGCCCUUGAGUAAUAUUACAGAAGGAGACAGGAUACAGUUGGAAUGCUCAACUGUGGUAGCCCGAAUGCGUGACAUUGAAAUCAUACUCCAGAAAAACAAAACCAUACUGAGCAGUGUGCGGGAUGAGAAACUCUUGAAGUACUCUACAGUAGCUACUCUAGAGGACAGUGGUGAAUACCUGUGUAAAGUGGAGCAAGGGAGAGCAUCUAAAAGCACGAAACUGAAUAUUGUUGUGUCAGAGUUAUUCCCCAAGCCAAUAUUGGCUGCUUCUAUGAACAAUCUGGAUGAAAACAAAGAAUUAACCUUGAGCUGCAGCGUUAACGGUUUCCGGAGAGCCAACUUCUCCAUCCUAAGGAAAAAUCCACAUGGAGACACCUUGCUGAGAAAUUCUAGAAACUUCACAAUGAGAGCUAGUGUCAGUGAUACUGGAUCCUAUACCUGUAAAGCUGAAGUAAAAGGAAUAGUCAAGGAGAGCAAACCUGUAAGGAUAAAUGUUUAUGCUCCAGUCUCCAAGCCAACUCUUUCUGUUGUCAGUGGUUUACCAGAGGUGGUGCUGGGGAAGCCUCUACAGUUGAUCUGCCGCUCAGCCAUGGGAACGCCACCAAUAACAUUCACAUUCUACAAAGGAAAUGAAGUUAAGAAAAUAGUGACUAAUGACACAUAUGCUACGUUCCUGGAUGAAAAUAUUAAACACAAUGACAAAAGAGGGUACAGAUGUGAUGCUAGAAAUAAUCACUCUAGUAGUAUGAAAACUAGCAACGUCCUAAACGUCACAGUCAUAGUACCAAUCAGGAAUGCUAGCUUGGGCAGUAUUCCGAAUGGACAAGUGGAAGAUGGCAGUGAGGUUGCUUUUCUCUGCUCUGUGAAUGAAGGAUCUUGGCCAAUCCGCUUCAGGCUUUACAGAAAAGCCAAUCAGGAAGAUCUUAUCUCUGAAAAAAAUGAAAGUGCAGACAGGGUUGUGUGGCACAAGGAUGGGAUGAGCAGGCAGGACACGGGGAGUUAUUACUGUGUGGCUUCUAAUCGAGCUAACGUGGAUGUGAAAAGCCGCCCAAUAACCAUCAACGUCAUCUUAGCGACUUGGCAGAAAGGAGUCAUUGCUGCAUUUGUGCUAAUACCCAUGGCAGGAGCUGUAGCUCUGGCUUUGUGGUGGUUUUUGUUUAAGAAGAAAAAAGCUAAAGGACCAUCCAUGGAGAUGUCUGGUCCUCCCUUGGCUCCAAAUUUGACAACUGACAAACUGUCAAGGCAGCACAACGAUGGAGACUACUAUUCAGGAUCAGGUUACAUUGAAGACAAUGAAAACCACAUGAAAUCAACAGAUGAGAGUAAAGGACCUGACCUUGAGAGUGCUGAGGUGGAGUACACUGAAGUUGAAGUAUCAACGCUCGAUCCUCACAGAGCUCCUGUACUGAAGGGGACUGAAACAGUUUAUAGUGAAAUCAGAAAAGCUAAUAAUGAUUCUGUGGAAAACAGGCAUUCUAAGAAUAAAUAUCUUCAAUGAGCUGUUACUCUGCUCUGAAGAGAUCUGAGAGAGAAUACAAGGGCAUCCUGAUGCUACAUAGAGCAGUCACCUCAAAGAUCAGCUGGGAGAAGAAAACAAGCCAAGAUCAAGAUGGAAGAUGUGACUGUUUCAAAAGCUCUGCAGCACUUAUUUAUGAGUUUGCCAGGCUCUUCUUUUCCAAGUUUAUUUCCUUAGGUGCAAGGCUGGAGAAGUUCCUAAGGCAUUUGAUGGAAAAGGAUUACAAAUAAAAAUUCUCAUAGGAAAGUGGCUCUAGAAACCACUGACCUGAGUUCCCAUUGUUAGUUUUUGCUGCAAGUGCAGUUUUGCUUCUCUAGCCUCCAAUUCAUCUUGCUCUGAGGAAAUAAACUGGGAAGCUACAGCUGAGGAAGUAGAUCUCUACAGUGUGGUAACUACUGUGACACCAGGAGGAUGCAGAACUAUCUAAGCUUGCUUUAAACUAGCUAACUUGGUUAUCAGUAACACUGUGCUGUGGCAGAACAGAGCUCAGCACAGCUUGGCCAGCCAUGGAUGUACUUUGACUUCAUCUUGCAGCUUGUGCUGAACUCCCUGUGCUGCAGGAGCCAGACUGCUACCAGUCUUGGAGGCAGGUAAUUUCUAGCUCACUUGGAUGCUACAGAGCAGUGAGGGCUGAAGGGAAGAGCGAGCUCUGGGCUCUCUCAAAACUUGAAUAACUGUUCAGUACUUUACCAAGUGCUUCUGUCAGUAGAGGCACAAAUAUUCUCUAUCCUUUGCUAAAUUCCAUUUCCCCUUUAAAAGUUCUGAUGCUUGUUGGUUAGUUUGGUGUGAUGGUUCUUCAAGGAAUGAUGGCCCAUCACAGUUAUUUCGGAGGAUGCAAAACUUAGGUCUUGAGUGGGUGGAUAUACUACACCCAGCUCAGUGAGUUUGUACCUGAAAAUCUUGUUAUGUAUAAUCCUUAUUCCUUUGGUUUUAGGAGAGGUCUGAAGUCAUACUUGUGUCCAGUUUGUCCUGUAUGGAACUCUACACCUAUCUUUUUUCUCUGUAGUAUGAUAAGCCACUAAAACAGAUCCAGUCUUGUCCUGGAUCUAAUCUUUGCAGCCCAUGUUUGUCCAGUUGCAUUAGUUUAAUAAAAGAACACAAGACCAAUCAGAAAAACUACUGUCCCCAGCCCCUUAACCAGCUGGUGUUGAACACUGCAGUUGCUCUCCUUUUCUUCCUGCAGAUUAAAUUACUCCAAGAUCUGGGCCACAGGUAAGAAGAUUCUCAUUUUAAUUAGAAAACAGUGAAAGAGAGGACACAGAUUUGUAUAUACAUAUAUAGUUACUGCUUUAAGCAUUGCAUCAAAGGCACAAAACCAGUAAGAAAUACAAAAGGAUUUUAUAUCCUCAUUCCAAAUGUUUAAAUUUUCAAGCUCCAGCUACUGGCUAAUAUCUCUAAUUUAUUGUUCCCUGUGCAAAUGUUGUUUGUAUCAUAAGCCUUUCACAAAUGACUGACUUCAUAGCACUCUUCUGUUGACAAAUGUUCUUCCUGGCAUCCCAUGAGUGUCUGUACAAAUGCAUUAGUGUAAGGAAUGUGAAAAGGUAUUUUAAUAAAGAAAACUCUGAAUUGAA